Cariama cristata (Red-legged seriema) is the source of this 1095-nucleotide messenger RNA. It is a transcript of the gene EVI5L, whose product is annotated as ecotropic viral integration site 5-like. The record is from RefSeq and is a predicted model, not a curated record. Lineage: Eukaryota; Metazoa; Chordata; Aves; Cariamiformes; Cariamidae. The annotation marks the transcript as partial. The transcript has 10 exons.
GCAAAACUGGAAGAGCAAAAUCGGCUACUGGAGGCCGACUCCAAGUCGAUGCGUUCCAUGAACGGCUCGCGAAGGAACAGCGGCUCCUCCUUGGUCUCCAGCUCCUCGGCCUCCUCCAACCUCAGCCACCUCGAGGAGGACACCUGGAUCCUCUGGGGCCGCAUCGUCAACGAGUGGGACGAGUGGCGGAAGAAGAAGGAGAAGCUGCUGAAGGAGCUCAUCCGCAAAGGGAUCCCCCACCACUUCCGUGCCAUCGUCUGGCAGCUGCUUUGCAGUGCCACCGACAUGCCCGUCAAAAACCAAUACUCAGAGCUGCUCAAAAUGUCCUCUCCCUGCGAAAAGCUCAUCCGACGGGAUAUCGCCCGCACCUACCCGGAGCACGAAUUCUUCAAGGGACAGGACAGUCUGGGCCAGGAGGUGCUCUUCAACGUCAUGAAGGCCUAUUCACUGGUGGACCGGGAGGUCGGAUACUGCCAAGGUAGCGCCUUCAUCGUGGGACUGCUCCUCAUGCAGAUGCCCGAGGAAGAAGCCUUCUGCGUGUUCGUGAAGCUGAUGCAGGAAUACCGCUUACGGGAGCUUUUCAAACCCAGCAUGGCCGAACUGGGGCUCUGCAUCUACCAGUUUGAGUACAUGCUACAGGAGCAGCUGCCGGAGCUGAACAUCCACUUCCGCUCGCAGAGCUUCCUCACCUCCAUGUACGCCUCGUCCUGGUUCCUCACCCUCUUCCUCACCACCUUCCCUCUUCCCGUGGCCACGCGCGUCUUCGACAUCUUCAUGUACGAGGGGUUAGAGAUCGUCUUCCGCGUGGGGAUGGCACUGCUGCAGUUCAACCAGGCUGAGCUUGUCCAGCUUGACAUGGAAGGCAUGUCCCAGUACUUCCAGAAGGUGAUCCCACACCAAUUUGAUAGUUGCCCCGACAAACUCAUCCUCAGGGCCUUCCAGGUCAAGUACAACCCCAAGAAGAUGAAGAGGCUGGAGAAGGAGUACGCCACCAUCAAGAACAAAGAGAUGGAAGAGCAGAUCGAGAUCAAGCGCCUCCGCACCGAGAAUCGCCUGCUGAAACAACGCAUCGAAACCCUGGAGAAGGUGGGCCCC